AUGGUCAUAAACGUCGCUCGUACGUCCAUGAUGCAUGCGACUGCCCCCCAUUUUCUGUGGCCAUUUGCGGUCCGGUACGCGGCGCAUCAGAUCAACCUUCACCCCAGGGUCUCCAUGCCGGAGACCUCCCCAGCUCUGCUGUGGACGGGGAAGGUAGGCGAUGCGUCUGCGUUCCGUGUCUGGGGAUCUCGGGCGGUGGCACUUCUACCACCCCGUGUUCUGUCCUCCCAGGACGUCACGUUUGACGAGUCGCUCCCCUACUACCGUUUCUUCCCCUACCGCAUUCCUUCCCUCCCCCCGCCGCCGCACUUCCUUGUGCCAGACGUAGUCGAGCCGGUCGAGGUUGCUGGUGACUCUGGUACUGCUGCGGGUACUGAGCCUGGGGGUGCUGACUCUGGGGGUGCUGCUCGAGUGGGUGCUGAGCCUGGGGGUACUGAGCCUGGGGGUGCUACGACUGAGGGUGCUGAGCCUGGGGGUCCUUCGCCUGGGGGUGCUGCGUCUGGAGCUGCUGAGCUUGGGGGUGCUGCGUCUGGAGCUGUUGAGCCUGGGGGUACUGAGUCUGGAGCUGCUGAGCCUGGGGGUGCGGAGCCCGCGGCCGCUGGACCUGCUCGUGUGGCGUCUGGCGGUGCUGGGCCUGCUGGUUCUCUAGGUGCUUCGUCUCGGCGGGAGCCACUCUCUCCACAAGAGCUGCGCGAGUGGUUUGCCCGGCGCUGGAGGCGUACUGCUGGAGCUGGUGCUUCUUCGGCUGCUGAGGGUGCUGGUGCUGCCGGUCUCGGAGGUGCUAGCCCUGGGAGUGCGAGUGCGACUGGAGUCGGAGCUGCUGAGGGUGUUGGCGCUGAGGCUACUGCUGUAAGUCCUAGCAGCGGUCAUGCUGCGGGUGCUGCUGGAGGUACUGGAGCUGGAGGUGCUGUUGGCGCUGGUGCUGCCACUGGGGGUGCUAGUGCUGUCCCUGCUGUGUCUGGAGUCGCCGCGCGGCCUCGGCCGUACUUUGUUCCGCUCCUUCAGCAGGUUCUUAGUCUUCCUCCUCCCUUAGAGUGUCCACCACCUAUCCAGUCACAGUCACAGUUACCACCGGCCUCCCCACUGCCUGCUCCUUCUCCCUACACUGGUCCUACUGGAGGUCUUGCUGAGCGUCGUGAGCCUGCGUCUCGUCCUGCGUCGCCGGUUCGUGCUGCUCGCGCUAGUGGUCGCGGUUCGCGUCAGCGUCCUCCUCCUGUCCCUGGCACGCACCGGAUGUCUCUGCGUCCGACCACUGCUCCUCUGCGUGCCCCUUUGCCUUCUCCCAUUGAGUCCUCUCUUCCUGCCCUUGCCGACCCGGAGUCGGACUCUCUUCGUGCUGCCAGUCCUACUGUCACGCGUCUCCUUGCUACUGUCGUCACUGACCCCUCUUUUGAGUCCACUGCUGCGUCUGCUCUUGUUGCUGAACUCGUCGACUUUGCUGCUCGCUGUCGUCUAGACUACGCUGCCAGUCUUGUUGCUGAGUCUGCGUCUGUCUGUCCUCCGUCCGUCGGGGGUGAGUGUGCUCUUGGCACGGACGUCCUUGAGGACAGGCAGGAGGAGUUCCAGUGUCUGGCUGCUGCUUCACCUCAUCUCGUGUCCGUACUGCUUACCCCUGAGGGAGACCCGGAUGCAUUUGACAUCCCGACUCCGCGCUCUUACGCGGAGGCCGUAGAGGGUCCCUACUCCUCUCACUGGCAUGCAGCUAUGGAUGCAGAGAUGGCUUCCUUGAAGUCCACAGGCACCUACGUUGACGCGGUUCCCCCACCUGGGGCGAACAUCGUCAGUGGCAUGUGGAUCUUCAGGGUGAAGCGGCCGCCGGGCUCUCCGCCUGUCUUCAAGGCGCGGUACGUGGCUCGUGGCUUCAGUCAGCGGCAGGGAGUUGACUACUUUCAGACCUUCUCUCCCACCCCGAAGAUGACCACUCUUUGGGUGCUACUACACAUAGCCGCUCAGCGUGACUACGAGCUUCACUCCCUUGACUUCCUGCAGGUCUACGGUCUCCGCCAGGCACCGCGCGAGUGGCACGACACACUGAGGACUACGCUUGCGGCUCUUGGGUUUGCUCCCUCUACUGCUGACCCGUCGCUGUUUCUACGCACCGACACCUCUUUGCCGCCGUUCUACAUCCUCGUGUACGUCGACGACUUGGUCUUUGCCACUGCUGACACUGCUGGACUCGCCCACGUGAAGUCCGAGCUGCAGAAGAGACACACGUGCACAGACCUGGAGCACAUGGCUGCAGCGAAGAGUGUAUUGCGCUACUUGUGCAGUACGUCGGGCAUGGGGCUAGUGCUUGGAGGGCGCAGUCCAGUGGUCCUCACUGGGCAUGCAGACGCUUCUUGGGCAGACGACCAGGCUACGCAGCGGUCGUCACAGGGUUACACCUUCAGCCUUGGUUCCGGCUCUGUUUCGUGGCGGGCUACUCGCUCGUCUUCUGUUCUCGGCUCCAGUUGUGAGGCCGAGAUCUACGCCGGGGCCAUGGCUGCACAGGAGCUUCGCUGGCUCACCUACCUGCUGACCGACGUUGGAGAGCCGCCUCGUUCUCCUCCAGUCCUGUACGUAGACAACAAGGCCAUGCUGGCCUUGUGUCGAGAGCAGAGACUGGAGCACAGAACAAAGCACAUUGCUCUUCGCUACUUCCUUGCUCGUGAGCUACAGCAGCGUGGUCAGUUGCGGCUUGCGUACGUGGCCUCUGAGGCCAACACUGCUGAUGUUUUCACCAAGGCACUUGCGCCUUGUCAUCAUCAGCGCUUCUUUACUCAGCUUGGUCUUGUGCCUGUCUUGCCUCACUUGCUCACUUCUUGA
This is a messenger RNA of Closterium sp. NIES-65, 2805 nucleotides long. The record is from the annotation of a GenBank genome assembly. Lineage: Eukaryota; Viridiplantae; Streptophyta; Zygnematophyceae; Desmidiales; Closteriaceae.